AUGAGCGCCACAAAAACACAGUCGCAGAAGAUCUUCGAUAAGCUGAAGGCGAAGCCUGCCAACAAGGUAUGUUUCGACUGCGGCCAAAAAAACCCGACAUGGUCAUCUGUACCUUUUGGCGUCUACUUGUGCCUCGACUGCUCCUCCAACCAUAGAAACCUGGGUGUCCACAUUUCUUUUGUGAGAUCGACGAAUCUGGACGUCUGGCAAUGGGCUCAGCUGCGCACUAUGAAAGUCGGAGGGAAUGAGUCGGCCACCAAAUUCUUCCAGAUGAACGGUGGAAGCGCCGCUCUUGCCAGUAAAGACGCCAAGGUCAAAUACACUUCCAAUGCGGCCAACAAGUACAAGGAGGAACUGAAGCGUCGAGCAGAGAGAGACGCUCAAGAGCACCCCGACGAAGUAGUCAUCACCGACGACCCCCUCUCCGCCGCUGGCGGCGAUGGCACCUCGACGCCCGCAGGCGAACCAGCCGACGACUUCUUCUCUUCCUGGGACAAGCCCACGAUCAAGCGGCCUAGCAAUCCGCCUUCGAGAAGUGCCACCCCUCCUGUCGUCUCACGCACCGCCUCCCCAUUCCUCUCCACUGGCAACGCCAAUGGCGCGCAGUCUCGACCCAAGUCUCCGUCCCCACUAGCCUCAAGUACUGGUGACGGCGAAGCCGCUCUUCCUGCUCCGACAGCUAUCCGCACAACGUCCUCCUCUGCCAUUCGCAAGUCUGGCCCGCUGGGCGGCGCCGGCGCAAAGCGUACAAAUGUCCUGGGUGGAAAGAAGCCUGCACAAAAGCUUGGAGCUAAGAAGGUUGUCGGCGAGGAGAUUGACUUCGAAGCCGCUGAAAAGGCUGCGAAAGCUGAAGCCGAGCGGGUAGAGAAAUUGGGCUAUGAUCCAGAAGCAGAGAAGACUGAGGAACUGGCCAAAAAUAAGUCCUCGAAUUUUGGAUCUGCUUCUGCACCGCCAAAAGAGAGUCCGGCACCAAUUAACACUUCUGCUAGGGGCGCUCCCAAUCCCAGUCACGCCCGGAGUCCGAGUGAGAUCGAGAGACUGGGUAUGGGCAUGAACAGAUUAGGGUUUGGCCAGAUUGGACCGACCAAAGCAGCAACAGGAGCAUCUUCCGCGGCCGCACCCAGGAAAUUGGGCUUCGGCGCAGUCGGUCCCGCUAAGCCAGCAGCAGCAGAUGAUGACGGCGAGCAAUACGCGCGCCAAAAAUUUGGCACCCAGAAAUCGAUCUCCAGUGACGAAUUUUUCGGCCGUGCCUCCUAUGACCCUUCCGCCCAAGCCGAGGCAAAGUCCCGGCUGCAAAACUUCGACGGAGCGACCAGUAUCUCAUCCAAUGCGUACUUUGGGCGGCCUGAGGAUGACCUUACGGGUUUGGAAGACGGAAAUUACGGAGAUAUCGAGACCGUAGCGAAGGAUUUCGUGCGAAGGCUAGGGUUAACUGCUGGAGAUGAUUUGGAGAAUCUUAUUAACGUUGCAGGAGAGGGAGGGAGGAAGUUGAGAGGCGCGGUGGCGCGGUAUUUGAACAGUUAG
Messenger RNA from Cladophialophora yegresii CBS 114405, 1524 nucleotides. RefSeq lists its product as uncharacterized. Gene Ontology annotation, molecular function: GTPase activator activity. Lineage: Eukaryota; Fungi; Ascomycota; Eurotiomycetes; Chaetothyriales; Herpotrichiellaceae. Bases 1 to 1524 code for a protein of 507 amino acids. Gene Ontology annotation, biological process: COPI coating of Golgi vesicle. The record is from RefSeq and is a predicted model, not a curated record. The transcript is spliced from 5 exons.